Parnassius apollo (apollo) is the source of this 840-nucleotide messenger RNA. NCBI's taxonomy places the organism in Eukaryota, Metazoa, Arthropoda, Insecta, Lepidoptera, Papilionidae. The record is from the annotation of a GenBank genome assembly.
AUGAUGGAACCAAUUGAUUUCUUUUCUACUUUUAUGACGGCUGAUAUGAUACGUAAUAUAGUUGGACAUACAAACGAAGAAAUUGUAUUGAGAAGUUCAAAAUAUAAAGAGCAAACCGCAACAAUUUCAUCAACAUGCGAAGAAGAAUUGACUGCUUUGUUAGGAUUGCUUCUGUUGUCAGCUGCGAAAAAAGACAAUCAUCUCACCAGCUUGGAACUAUUUGAUCCUACAUUUAGUGGAACCCGAUACAUAUCGCUUGUUAGAGAACGAGAUAUAAUACAGUGCCAGUGUAAAGAUGAUAACACGUUGUGCGUUACAGAGGAAGCGUCAUUCCGAGACACCUCAGUCUCGGUCAGCGAAGAUGUUUCGCAGCGAAGGCAAACCAUCAUCAGUUUCCGGAUCAGGAAUGCAGCCUUCCUCGUUACACAGCACACGGAGUCCACCGGAACUAAGAAAAUGGCUCCGCAGUGGAUUUAUCUUUUGAAAAAACCAUCUUUGGACACUUGUAAUACGUGUGACUCAUAUAAAAUGAAAAUUAAAUUGGCUUUACCGUCAGAUAUAGAAAAUCCAAAACAAGAACUUGAAGCCCACCAAAUACAAGCAGAUUCAGCUUAUGCAAUAAAAAAGAAAGACAAGGAGGAAUGUACAGAUGCGAAAAGGGGUCCACUGCAAUUAAGGAAGGUCGAUUCAUCUGGAGAAAAGUUUAUAUGGCAUGAUGUGAAAUGGUUCCGGUACAGUGGUGAAAAUGAAUCAGGCACAAUACAAUUUAAAACAAGCAUAGACUCGCCUGAAUUCGAAAAUAUUUCUUUUAGUAGAAGAGGCAAAGCAAACGAACCGUAA